Leucoraja erinaceus (little skate) is the source of this 1109-nucleotide messenger RNA. RefSeq lists its product as uncharacterized. The transcript has 5 exons. The record is from RefSeq and is a predicted model, not a curated record. Bases 306 to 1109 code for a protein of 267 amino acids. NCBI's taxonomy places the organism in Eukaryota, Metazoa, Chordata, Chondrichthyes, Rajiformes, Rajidae.
CACCGUGCAUAACCACGUGUCGCUGUGCGCUGCGGGGUAUUCUAAUAACACCACGUGCACCAGACGGCGUGACGAACCGUGAUUUGUGCGCGACGUUGCUCGUAACGACACGUCGGCCUAUUUUGCAUAUGAGGCGCAAAUGACAGCCAAGUGGGACAGGCCAGGCCCUUUACACCAAAGAUAGACACAAAGUGCUAGAGCAACUCCACACAGACAGCACCGGUAGUCAGGAUCUAGCCCGGGUCUCCGGCGCUGUGAGGCAGCAACUCUACCGCUGCACCACCCUGCCCUCCCGAUGUUAUUUAAUGCCAUUCCAAUCAGUUGAUAUUGACGUUGAUGUCAAGCAUUGGCAUCUCACGGGCGUGACGCUGGGCUGCAGUGCCACUUGUAAGCCAGCUUUUGGUUUGGUGCAGGAGACCGGGGUGUCUGAUGAGCCGGGCAGGAGCCAGAGUCGGGGGAGCUCCCGUCAGUCAUCCCGUGCCCCGACACCGCGAGAUGAAGGCACGUCCCUGGAGAACUUGCUGCCGCUGCAAAGCGAAGACUCGCCGCGAGUGGUGACUGGAGAUCACGGAACUCCAGAAAGAAGCCAAUGGCAGUUUGGGUCGGGGGGUGAUGGAGUGGUGUUGCCGGCAGUGACGGAGCACGAGGUCACGGCGUUUGAGCCCACGUCUGAGGGAGGGGGUUUGGAGACCACCCAGAGCUCCCCCUCUCCUCCUACACCCUGUGUUGAUGUGUCUGCACUGGCAGUAGUGGACAUGCGGUGUGACAAAGGCACUCAGUGUCCUGAAGGGGGCGGCGAUGAGCGCCGGGAGUCACCGGGUCCACACAGCGGCCGUGACGUUCGAGCAACCUCCUCCAGCGACAGAACAAGAGCCGCCCGCAGGAUCUGUCAGAUGCUGAACCAGUUCACGAAGACGUUGAGCGAAAUGCUUCUCCAUGAAGGGUUGGAGAAGUUGGCCCGACAGUUGGACACGCCUGACACCUGUAGGACUGAAGGACAGCCAGAGGGGCACGAUUGUCUAGACGUGGUGACGAGGUGGUGUGACACUCUGCUUCCUGCAGUCGUCUCCGGUAAAGAUACCACCGGCAUCGGCCAAGAGAAUAAAUGA